AUGAAAACCCUCUAACAUCCCUAAAUUCAAUACGAAACCCCUAUAAAAUCCUAAUAAAAGCAGCCGAAACAAAAGCGAAUUUCAGUAGCGGGUCAUCAUUACGGUCAUGAUAACUAAUGUGUGUGUUAAAUAUGUACCUGUAAAAAACAUUAUUGCCCCCCUAAAGGUCCCGACUAUGCCCCCGGUAUAUUAAAAUCUACAAUGAAAAACGACUAUGAAAAAUAUAACUUAAAUCCCGAAGAUCCUACUAAACGUUCUUCCAAAAAAUAAUAUUAUUAGACAAAUUACGAUCCAGAAAUAUUAAAAACAACUAAUUAAUAGGCUUAUACACCUUUUAACCCUUAGCCAGUUUAAAGAAUAGCAAAAAGCUAAAAUAAUGAUAAUCAAAUAAAAAUUCCUUUUAAUGGAGAAAGUACCUAUAAAAGCAACUAUUAAAAGGCAAAUACUAAUUUAUAUAGUAACCCUUAGGUUAGUAAAUAGGUAAAUGAAAAACCACAUAUUCCAUUCAAUGCAUCUACAACUUAUAAAGAUAAUUUCGAUAAAAAUGCAAGUAUUAAUAAUUAUAAUAAUAAUGGACCAUUCCCUUCUUAAUAAAAGUAAACUAAUACCAAUAUUAACUUGCCUUUUAAUGGACAUUCUACUUAUAAAUAAGAGUAUUAGAAGUAUAAUAUACAUCCUGAUAAUAAUGAAAAUAAACAGAAUAUGAAAAAGUCUUAAUAAUAAGUACCUUUUUAUGGAUAAUCUUCUUAUAAAGAAGAUUAUAAGAAAUUUGGCAUGGAUUAAUAUAAAAAAGAAAGAUGUUUGAUUUAUGAUUAUCCAGAAAGACCAAGAUUGUGCUCACCUGGAAAAAGUCAUCUUUAUUAUCAUGCAGAAUAAGAUAAUUGGGAUUGA
Ichthyophthirius multifiliis is the source of this 891-nucleotide messenger RNA. RefSeq lists its product as hypothetical. The transcript has a single exon. The record is from RefSeq and is a predicted model, not a curated record. Gene Ontology annotation, molecular function: microtubule binding. Lineage: Eukaryota; Ciliophora; Oligohymenophorea; Hymenostomatida.